AUGGACUGCUCAGCGCUCUGCAUCAUUAUCAUCACUUUAUUUUUCCCACCUGUCGGUGUCUUUUUGAUCUCUGGCUGCGGUGCUGAUCUGCUCAUCAACAUUUGCUUAACGAUUCUUGGGUACUUCCCCGGUCAUAUACAUGCCUUCUACCUGGAAUACGUCUACUACCAUCGCAAGAAUCUUGGUGCGCAGGGGACCGUGUUCAGUAAGCCGGCGACUGGGGUCUACUCCGACAGGAUCCAGACGGGCGGACAUCGCGGUACUGCGUAUGGGACUAUGUGA
This is a messenger RNA of Talaromyces proteolyticus, 282 nucleotides long. RefSeq names its product putative stress response RCI peptide. Gene Ontology annotation, cellular component: membrane. Lineage: Eukaryota; Fungi; Ascomycota; Eurotiomycetes; Eurotiales; Trichocomaceae. Bases 1 to 282 code for a protein of 93 amino acids. The record is from RefSeq and is a predicted model, not a curated record. The transcript is spliced from 3 exons.